AUAAGUACCUUUACGCCAUGCGACUCUCUGACGAAACGCUGAUAGAUGUUAUGGCUCGCUUCAGGAGGGAGAUGAAGAAUGGCCUCUCCCGGGACUUUAACCCAACAGCUGCAGUAAAGAUGCUUCCUACAUUUGUGAGGUCCAUUCCUGAUGGUUCAGAGAAAGGAGAUUUCAUUGCACUGGAUCUUGGUGGUUCUUAUUUCCGAAUUCUGCGGGUGAAGGUAUCGCAUGAAAAAAAGCAGACGGUGCAGAUGGAAACUGAAAUUUAUAACACCCCUGAGGAUAUCAUGCAUGGCAGCGGAACACGGCUUUUUGAUCACGUUGCUGAAUGCCUGGGAGACUUUAUGGAGAAACAACAAAUCAAAGACAAGAAACUGCCAGUUGGGUUUACAUUUUCAUUUCCCUGCCGACAGACCAAGCUAGAUGAGGGUAUUCUGAUAACCUGGACAAAGCGCUUCAAGGCGAGCGGAGUGGAGGGAGCAGAUGUCGUGAGGCUGCUUAACAGGGCCAUCAAGAAACGUGGGGACUACGAUGCAGAUAUCAUGGCUGUUGUGAACGACACUGUUGGGACUAUGAUGACCUGUGGUUUUGAUGACCAGCGUUGUGAAGUUGGCUUGAUCAUUGGCACUGGCACCAAUGCCUGUUACAUGGAGGAGAUGCGGCACAUUGACCUUGUGGAAGGGGACGAGGGCAGGAUGUGCAUUAACACGGAGUGGGGAGCCUUCGGGGAUGACGGCUCGCUGGAAGACAUCAGGACUGAGUUCGAUCGAGAGAUUGACCGUGGAUCCCUUAAUCCUGGGAAGCAACUGUUUGAGAAGAUGGUCAGCGGGUUGUACAUGGGGGAGCUGGUAAGGCUCAUCCUGGUGAAGAUGGCCAAGGAAGGGCUGCUCUUUGAGGGGAGAAUCACCCCUGAGCUUCUCACCAAAGGGAAGUUUGAGACAAAGCACGUUUCUGCCAUAGAAAAGAGCAAAGAAGGUCUGAACAAAGCCAAAGAAAUUCUGACCCGCCUGGGGGUGGAACCGUCCCAUGAGGACUGCAUCGCUGUCCAGCACGUUUGCACCAUUGUGUCCUUCCGCUCGGCUAACCUGGUAGCCUCUACCCUGGGUGCCAUCCUCAACCAGCUGCGGGAUAACAAGGGGGUCGGCCGCCUCCGCACCACCGUGGGGGUCGAUGGCUCCCUCUACAAGAUGCAUCCGCAGUACGCGCGGCGCCUGCACAAAACCACGCGGCGCUUGGUGCCCGACUCGGAGGUGAGGUUCCUGCUGUCGGAGAGCGGCAGCGGGAAGGGCGCGGCGAUGGUGAAGGCCGUAGCGUACCGGGUGGCGGAGAAGCUUUUUGAGCAGCACCGGCUCAUCGACGAGACCCUGGCCGAGUUCAAGCUCACCCACGAGCAGCUGCUGCAGGUGAAGAAGAGGAUGAGGGCGGAGAUGGAAGCAGGGCUGAAGAAGAAGACUCACGAGACCGCCAAAGUGAAAAUGCUGCCCACCUUUGUCCGCAGCACGCCGGAUGGGACAGAGAAUGGAGACUUUUUGGCACUUGACCUUGGAGGGACAAACUUUAGAGUUUUGCUGGUGAAAAUCCGCAGUGGUAAAAGGAGAACAGUUGAGAUGCACAACAAGAUCUAUGCCAUUCCCAUAGAGGUGAUGCAGGGAACGGGAGAAGAGCUGUUUGAUCACAUUGUUACCUGCAUUUCUGACUUCCUGGAUUAUAUGGGCAUAAAAGGUGCACGUCUUCCUCUUGGCUUCACCUUUUCCUUCCCUUGCAAGCAGACCAGUCUGGAUGCUGGUAUCCUUCUCAAUUGGACAAAAGGCUUCAAAGCUACAGACUGCGAGGGAGAAGACGUCGUAUAUUUACUCAGAGAAGGAAUUAAAAGAAGAGAGGAAUUUGACUUGGAUGUGGUGGCUGUGGUGAAUGACACAGUAGGCACAAUGAUGACUUGUGCUUAUGAAGACCCCAACUGUGAAAUUGGGCUCAUUGUGGGAACAGGCAGCAAUGCCUGCUACAUGGAAGAGAUGAGAAACAUAGAGAUGGUGGAUGGUGAGCAAGGACGGAUGUGUGUGAACACAGAGUGGGGAGCUUUUGGGGAUAAUGGAUGCCUGGAUGACAUCAGGACAAUCUAUGACAAAGCAGUUGAUGACUAUUCACUAAACGCUGGAAAGCAAAGGUAUGAGAAAAUGAUCAGCGGGAUGUACCUGGGGGAAAUAGUCCGCAAUAUUUUGAUCGACUUCACCAAACGGGGGUUCCUGUUCCGAGGCCAGAUUUCAGAGACACUGAAAACCAGACACAUCUUCGAGACCAAGUUCCUUUCUCAGAUCGAGAGUGACAGGUUAGCCUUGCUGCAGGUGCGAGCCAUCCUCCAGCAGCUGGGGCUCAACAGCACCUGUGAUGACAGUAUCAUCGUCAAGACCGUCUGCGGAGCCGUGUCAAGGCGAGCAGCUCAGUUGUGUGGUGCUGGAAUGGCUGCCAUUGUAGAUAAAAUCAGGGAGAACAGAGGACUGGAGCGCCUGGAGAUAACGGUUGGUGUGGAUGGGACUCUGUACAAACUACAUCCACACUUUUCUAGGAUCAUGCACCAAACAGUCAAAGAUCUGGCACCCAACUGCGAUGUGACCUUCCUGCUGUCGGAGGAUGGCAGCGGGAAGGGGGCAGCGCUCAUCACAGCGGUGGGAUGCAGGCUUCGUGAGGCUGAGCAGAACUGAACUCCAGCACUCCUGGCCCCGGUUCUGUCUUGUGAGCACUUUCUCAUAAAGCAGCGACUGCAUAGUCUGAACUGG
Molecule: messenger RNA, 2774 nt
Organism: Acanthisitta chloris (rifleman)
Lineage: Eukaryota; Metazoa; Chordata; Aves; Passeriformes; Acanthisittidae
Product: hexokinase-1-like
Biological process (GO): glucose 6-phosphate metabolic process; intracellular glucose homeostasis; glycolytic process
Cellular component (GO): cytosol; mitochondrion
Molecular function (GO): glucokinase activity; fructokinase activity; mannokinase activity
Source: RefSeq, a predicted model, not a curated record